UCUCCAUGGUGCAGUGGCCAUAUCUGACUUUUGUCCAAAAAGGCUGUAAAAUUAAGUAUUGAAGCCUGUCAUCAAAAAGUGCUGUGUCAGCUUUCUUUUAGAUCAGGCACACGUGAGGUCACGCCAUACUAAUCCUUUGUUAACAACAUAGUUACAGGUCUCAGUAAUUGAUUGGUGCUAUAUUUGUUUUUUUUUGUUUUUUUUUUUCAGUUUAAUGUUGUGCACCAUUCUGGUAUUAAGUAGCCUCUCUUGGACUCUAUUAUUAUUGUAAAAAUCAAAAAAAUUGUAAUUAAUUCUUUUCAUCACUAGGAGUGAGAAAGCAGUCAUAAAGCUGGGGGCUUGUGCUUAUGAAUGAUGAUGAAUUUAUCUGGAGGCUUGAAUGAUGUCUGAGCAGGAUCUGGUGGAGAUAGUCCAGAUUGCUGUGGCGGAUUUAAACCAUGAGGAAAAUGACACAGAUGUUCUGGAGAAUCAUGAUGAUGCUGAUAAGCCUGAACGGAAGCGAGCGAGGAUGGAAAGCAGUAACCAGGAUGUGACCCUCAAAGCAAUGCUAAUGUCCAUUAGCCAGGCCAUUUGCCAGAGGUUGGACAACAUGGAGGCGAAGCUGCAGGUGCUGGAGACAACAUGUCGGGCCUUGGAGGAGAAGUUUGACACUGUGAUGGGGAAAAACCCAGGGGCAAUUCAGGUGCCUAUGGUGGCUGGAUCACCCUUCGGUGCUACGCAGACGUGUGACAAACUUCCUGAUGGUUGUGUCGUCAGUGUGGUGCCACAGACCAAUGUAGUAAUGAGCAGUGAACGUCCCAAACCAAGCCAUGAAGAAUCUCUUCCUCGCACCACAGACUCACUGGAGAAUCUUCUCAGCAAUACGGUUGGCAGAGGGAAACACAAAACAAUCGUCCUGAAGGUGCCAGGGCCAGAAGAGAGUCAGGAAGAGCAGGAAAGCGGAUCAGAAGCCAGCGACACUCUGUCGAAUAGUGGUCAAUCGUCAGCGCAGAACACCAACAAUGUCACGCUCAUCACCCUUAACUCAGAAGAGGAUUACCCUGCAGGAACAUGGCUCGGGGAUGAAAAUAACCCAGAGAUGCGUGUGCGCUGUCCAGUGUCUCAAAGUGACAUGUUGCACAUCAGCAGUAACUGUCGCACACCGGAGAAGAUGGCACUCACACUGCUGGACUACCUGUUCCACCGUGAGGUGCAGGCCGUCUCUAACCUCUCCGGCCAGGGCAAGCACGGCAAGAAACAGCUGGACCCACUCAUGAUCUAUGGCAUCCGCUGUCAUCUGUUCCACAAGUUUGGCAUCACUGAGUCAGACUGGUACCGAAUCAAACAGAGCAUUGACUCAAAGUGUCGCACAGCAUGGAGACGGAAACAGCGUGGACAGAGCCUGGCGGUUAAGAGCUUCUCCCGCAGGGUACCGGCUGCCCGCACUGGCUCAGAGGGGGUCUCUGUAACAGAAACAGCAUCUUUGGAGAACUCCACACAGCAGGCUCUCCAAUACGCACUGGCUGGUGCAACUCAACAGGUUCAGAUCCACCGCAUAGGAGAAGACGGACAAGUGCAAGUAAUCCCUCAGGGACACCUCCAUAUUGCUCAGGUGCCACAGGGAGAGCAAGUGCAGAUCACGCAAGACAGUGAGGGCAACCUUCAGAUCCACCAGGUGCAUGUUGGGCAGGACGGACAGGUUUUGAGAGGGACUCAGCUCAUUGCUGUGGCCUCUGCUGAUGGGACAGGGACGGUGGAGGCAUCUCCUCUGCAGGCCAAUGACAUCCAAGUUCAAUACGUCCAACUGGGCCCUGUGACGGACCACACGGGAACUGUGCAAGCUGAGGCACUGAGCUCUGCCCUGCAAGCAGAGAUGGACGUGAAAGAGGCCAUACAGAUCCAGCAAGGUGCGAACGGUGAAGUGGUCCAGAUUCAGAUGCCUGUCAACACAGUGGGAACCUGAGACACCAGCUCGUGCACUCUCUCUCAAGCACAAGACUUUACAUACACAGAUGUAUUAAUGCGACUCUUGAGCAGUAGCACCUGUGAUUCACAGCGAGAGAGAGAGAAAGACCUGUAUGUGAAGAUGCUCAGAAUUCAAAGUUGGAGUGGACAAUCAUGGGUUAAGUCUAGAUGGAGAGCCUUAGUUUAAACAAAUCACAUAAUUCCUUUUGGCUCAGCUUGUCUAUUGGCAAUCUCCUGACAAUCACAGACUGUGAAAGUGGCCAGUCAGCUUAUUAACACAAUAGCAAUGCUGGCUCGAGUGCAGGCUUGUCAAAGCUGCAUGUGAUACAGACUGUGGCCCAGCUGAGUACAGGAUGAAGGAGUUUUUUCCCCUCUCUGCAUCUGCACUCCAUCACUGCAUCAGCUUCUCUGUGUGUGAUGAGUUUAUUUAACUACAGCUUAAAGGAGUCUGUCUAGCUGUUAGGUUUUCAGGUUCAGCUAAUCUCCUCCCAGUUACGACGAAGAUCCUAUCCCGAAAACACCGAAGCUUGCAAAUUAAGGACGUUUUGCUUUGCGUGCUUCCUCCAAGGUUCUGGAUUCCAAAUAAUCAGGAGCAUCUACCACAUACCCGACAAAAGAUUGCUUUGUGAAUACUAAUGAGUAAAUUCUUUUUUUUUUAACUUUUAUUUGUUUGCUGUCAUUAAGUAGAUUGUGGGUUGCUGUUACCUUAUGCUAAAAAUUAAUUAAACACAAAUAUUUAUGGCUCUAGAUAGGAAACAUGAAUUUGUAUUUGGCAGUAACAAUAAAACGAAACUCAUGUACAUACAUUGUAUUACAAGUAUUCACCCCUGAACUUUUCCACCUUUUGUAGUGGUACCGCCUGGAACUGAAAUGCACUUCAUUUUGAUUAUAUGUCAUGAAUCUUAGUUCUGUUGCAACCAGAUUCCAGUCACAUAAUUAACUGAAUGGAUUCCAACUGUGUACAUUACACAAAUAUCACAUGAUCUCAAUACAAAUAAACCUGCAUUGUACAUGGAA
Messenger RNA from Tachysurus fulvidraco (yellow catfish), 2961 nucleotides. Its product is annotated as BTG3 associated nuclear protein. The record is from RefSeq and is a predicted model, not a curated record. Bases 380 to 1942 code for a protein of 520 amino acids. Gene Ontology annotation, molecular function: DNA binding. NCBI's taxonomy places the organism in Eukaryota, Metazoa, Chordata, Actinopteri, Siluriformes, Bagridae. Gene Ontology annotation, biological process: protein localization to nucleus; negative regulation of protein catabolic process. The transcript has 13 exons.